AUGUUGUCUUUAAUAUCUGUUCCAGCCGUCCCACGAUGGCUGUGGAUGUUGGGGUUAUUGUGCGAGCAUGUUGCGGCAGCCAACUCCGCUGUCUCGUCCUUCCCUGGCAACGAGACGGAGUCAUUGGGCUUCGCCUUCAUUACUGCGGACCAGCUAUUUACUGAAGGGUCCCUGGAGGGUGAGGAAGGAAGCAGAGCAUUCCAAGCCACUCCUGCUUCGGAAGAUACCACAGGCAGCAUGUCGCCACGUUCUCCGCGCGUUAAUAUCGUCUUCCCAAGAACGGAAGGCACAAACCCUGCCUUACAAGGAGGCGGUGUUCCGAAAGCUGACGGGAUCCAGCCCUACGGAACUCCCCCGUCGCCUGCCCACCACAACGCGAAAGAAGGACGCCGGAGCCUACGAGCCCCUCUCAGUGCCGCUGUCGUGUUCCUUGUUGUCUGUUUGGGGCUUCUCGCAUCCCGAACUUUCAAACUGCGAGCGGGACGAAAGCCUCUAGUAUAUCCUCACGUUCAGCAGCCACAGCAGAAGCCACAGCAGCAAGAGCGGGGCGGCGAGGCAGGCCCCAGUAGAGGGGAGCAAUUGCAUGAGCUGCAGAAGUUGCAAUCAUUGGCAACGUACCUGGCUGAAACAGUGGGGACAGACAGUUCCCUUGCUGCACUACAGCAAUUUCGGAGCAGUGUGCAAAGGGCUAGCGAGGCACAGCCAAGCAUCGUGACGGAUUCUGGGAGCACCACAGAGCCAAGUGAAAGUUCAAUGAAAGAAGUCCUGGACCAGAGCGUGUCUGCGCUGUCACAAUUAUAUGAGGCGGCUCGACAGCACGGCGUUUCUCUGGCUCAAAAGAUUCAACGAAGCAAUGACUCUUUUGUCUUUUCAGAGGAAGAGCUGCAAGCCAUGGGAGGUUACUUCGGUUCCGCCCUUGCAGCCUUGCUGGGUUUUCAUUUGGAAAGUCUUGAGUUUUCUGUAGACUUUCUUGUCAAGAACGCGGAGGCAGCGGAGAAGGAGCUAAGAGAGCUAGGGGAUUACAAAGAAGGGCAGGGACGGCACUUGCUAGCCACUGUUGUUGCAGAUGUAGAGCUAAUCAGGGCAGCACAUGAGGCCGUAGAAAUGCUAGAUGAAUUUGCCGGAAACUUGAAGUCCAGGACUUUUACAGUGCUUCUGUCGCACAUCCAGAAAGAGCAGAGGUGCAUCCACAGGGAAUGCCGGGACCUGUUAGAUGAGCAGCGGGUCCGGUGCAAGGUGGAGAACCAGCGGCAGCUCUCUCUUUCCCCCGUAGACACCUCCGCCUUAGAGAAACUCAAUGCAGUGGAGGGGGAGCUUCGCAAAGCAAAACAGAUGUUGCAGGUGCACCGUGAAAAGAUUGGAGAGUUAAGGAUGAAGAAAGACAUCCUGCCUGCUGCCGCUGCGAGUCAGGAGGCAAAAACUGUGGGAAGGGACUUAAAAGCCUUGCUGGAACAGGCGGCUAGUUCCUUAUCGGAGAUUGCUGGCACCGCAGGAGCGGAGUGGGCUGCUCAGGACAAGGAAGUGCAGCGCGUUAUGCAUUCUCUAACAUCAAGAGCCAGCCAAGAGGCCGCCACUGUCGCCGAUAUCGUGGGAAGCAUGCAAAAGGAGGUGCAGCUGCAGAAGCCCAUCACGCCGCCCUUUGCGUGGAUGCGGCAGAACCGGGGGAGGGAAAGCCCCGAGGCCAACACCUUUAUUAAUCCUUCUGUUGAAACGUUACUGCCGACCUGGCUGCAGCAAGUAGCUGAAAACGCACAAGCGGUAGCCAACCAGGCUGCCGAUGCAGCAGCAGAAGUAGGGCGGGGAGGCAUAGGUUCGACGGCUUCUGAGUCACUGCAUGCUGCAAGCAGAGCGACGAUGCUUGCAGAGGCGCUUAGCCAGGAGGCAGAUCUGCUGGGUCUGCGUGCGCAGCUCUUGGCGUCCCUGAAAUUCGAGAUGCAGGCUAGCGACAUUCUGGCGCGAAGAGCAGCAGCAGCAGCAGGAGCAACCGCCGAAACGGAGGAGUUCCAACACCACUGGCGUGUUAGUCUACCGCCCCACCAAAUCCAGCAUGUCCAAGAACUGCUCGACAAAAUAAAACUAGCAAAGGAAGAGACGUGGUCGGUGGGCAGUUUGAGGGCACUGGCUACGGCAGCAGCAGCUAUGAUAUCGGCAUCUUUUGAACUCAUAUCAAUUGUCCACGGAAACGAAAAACAGUGA
Molecule: messenger RNA, 2196 nt
Organism: Eimeria maxima
Lineage: Eukaryota; Apicomplexa; Conoidasida; Eucoccidiorida; Eimeriidae
Exons: 1
Coding region: 1-2196 (731 amino acids)
Source: RefSeq, a predicted model, not a curated record